Chara braunii is the source of this 2347-nucleotide messenger RNA. Lineage: Eukaryota; Viridiplantae; Streptophyta; Charophyceae; Charales; Characeae. The record is from the annotation of a GenBank genome assembly.
CGAAGGAGUGAGGAGGAAUUCGUAACCCGACGCGAUAGUCGGUGAACCACUGAAGGCUAUGAUCGCGAGAAGAUGGGAGAUUGUAAUCAACGAGGAUCGAGUCGCGAUCAUUGGGACAUCAACGACCGCGGGCGUCACGACAGACGCGAUGAAGCAAGGACAAGAUACCGAGGAAGAAGCCAGGAUGACUAUCGGUAUGAUCGAGGUGAACGAUCACACAGCAGUAGCGACUACAGACGUCAGGGUCCACCAGCUUGUUACAGUUGUGGGGAGGUGGGACAUUACAAGAAUCAAUGCUGGAAGCGCAGCGACGAAGGAGCUUCAAAGGGAGGCGCUAGCACAUCAAGCGGAUCGAAACCGAUUUCGCAAGUUGACGAGGAAGUAAAGAAGACCGUCGAAGGACUAGCCAGUUCCAUUGCAUGCUUCAAGGAAUACAUCGAGAAGGAGAACAUGAAGAAAGAAGAAAAGGAGAGAAAGAAAUUGGAGAGAGAGGAACGGGCUCGUAAAGAAGAAGAAGAACGCAGGGCAAAGGAAGUCGAGCGAGCAGCUAAAGAAGAGCGAGCGGCUAGAAAGACAGCGAAAAAGAAGAAGGAGGAAGAGAAGUUAGAGUUCACCAAAGUUGUGCGAAUGCAUGUGGCCAUGUGCAUAGGAGGGUUCCAAGAGAACAUGCAGGACCAGAUGAGGAGGAAUAUGGAGGACUUUCAAAACAUAUUGAAAGGCAAGCAACAGGCCACUUCUCCAUCAGGAUCCGCUGGCUCAUAUACCAGCGAUUGGGGGGGGAGAGAAGUGGAGGAAUUGAGUAACAAAGCUGAGAGACUCUCUAAGUACGAUAGAAAGAUCGAGAUAUUGUAUCAAGCUGUUAUGGUGCUAUUGGGGAUCACGGGAAAAAUUAGAUGGCUUGCGAAAUUCAUGUCGUCAUGGAUACAAUUGUUUAAGAAGCACGGUAUUGGAUUUUUAGAUAAGCACAAAGGAGUAUACGUGCUUUCAUCUGCACGAUGCCGAGCUCUGUACGUGGGACAGACGAACAGGGAUGUGGAGGUACGAUGGCGUGAACACAUGACCGCCUACACAAGAUUGGAGAAGAACACCCACUUAUAUCGGUGGCUAAGGACGUUUGGAACCCGGACGUACACGAUACUGCCGAUAGAUGAGUGUGAAGCGCGCGAAUUAGUACAGUUGGAACAAUUAUACAUUAGGAGAUGGUCACCUGUACUUAAUGUUAGCGGUGCGGUAAAGAAGCCGAGGAGGAAGAAGAGAGCACGUAAAGGCCGAAAAAAGAGGAAUCGACAGAAGGCAGAGGUGGAGGUAAAGGAAGGACGACCCGUGCAUGUGGUACGGGUACGAGUAGACGAAGACAGUGAAUGGCAACUAAGCAUCUUCGGCGUGCUGGAUGACUGCGACAAGCAAGGAAAGCGCACCUUCAAGCUGCACUCAACAGGGGGUAACAACUGGUCGGACGGAUGGAAAAGCAUCAAGAAUGCCUUCGGACGUUCCACCGUCGUGGUGAAUGGUCUUCCUUAUCCAAGGGAUGGGGAACACGUAUGUUUUCGCUUACAGGAAUUGGAAGGCGUGCAUCCGAUGCUAUGUAACGCGGGUAAUGUGCCCAAGUCGCAACAUCCGGAUAUACCGAGUAUGCUCAUGAAAGAGAUCGAAGCGGCGUUUGGGUCAUGGAGAAAUCGAGGAGAUAAGGUAGUCCAAGUGAAGCUUAAGGAGGUCACACAUUGUAUGAUGACAGACGAAGUACAAGGAGGCGAUUACCUUGACAUCUCAGUGGUAUGGGAGAUUAAAGAGAGGUUGAAGCUACUGGUACUGACACCGCUGGACAAGAAUCAAGGACAGGCGAUGGUUAUGUGCCCAUAUGUAUACUAUGAGGCGAUGAUGGCGAUGUUCGUGACAAGUCCUGGGUACAGCAUUGUGAUGAAGAACGAGACAGAAGUUCAAAAGGAGAUGCAAAGUACAUUCAAAGAAAAAGGUAUUUGGAGAUUCACAAGAAUGGAGAUGAAGGGGAAGUUUGGUGCAGCGUAUGUGCAGCCGAAACACAAAGACAUUGACAGGUAUCGGCUAAUCUGCCCAUCGUACACAGAUCCAACGGCAAGAACGGGAAAAAGUGUGGCUAAAGCUCUUAACCACAUGUUGUUCCAUCUGCUAGCGAGUUGGCAUUUACUGAGGUGGCUGACACGAUUGGGAAAAUCAAUCGAAGAUUGGAGAAGGGCUCGGGCAAGGACAAACAACUGACAUGCAUGUCUUACGAUGUUAAAGACAUGUUCAGCAGAUUGCCGCACUCCAAUAUCAUGGAUGCGGUAAACUGGAUCAUUGAUCACUACAUCAACAAAAGUCAGACUACGAU